UUUAGCAGUUAGAACCGUUAGCGUUGAGUUGCACUGAUUGCGUGUGUCGGAGCUAACGGUAGCAGCUAAUCUCCGUAGCAACCUAACGUCAGCAGCUAACUUUUACUCACUGAGUUAGUCAGCUAGUUCAGUGUAUCGUUGUAAUAAACGCACGGUUGAUAGUUUAACGUUAAUUUGCCGCAUUGUUUUGCCAGUUUAGCUCUGAGGCGUUUUCAUUUUCUGCGUAUUUUAUAUUGAACUAACUGUUGUUACCUGAUAGUUAAUGUGAAGGACUGCUAACUCCCAGACAGGACAGCAGAUGAUGCCUUCAAAGACCUGUUGUUAGCAUUACUGGUUGCAAGUGCUUUUUGGACCGUGGGACGGAUGAAAGGUGGAAGCUGUAGGAAGCCCAACUGGGCUGUAGCUGCUCUGUUGAUCCCAGUUACCCUGCUGCUCGUGCUGACCUCCAGGGGGGCAUCAGGCAGCCGCAAGAUGACACAAACGUCUAUGGCUCAUGCAACAGCCUCUUCUGCAGGACCAGGCCCCAGCCUGACAUAUGACCUCCCAGGCCUCCAGGCAGUAGCAGACGUCUUAUCCAGCGAACAAGCUCAUGUUUGGCUCUUGUCCCUGGUGGGCUCUGUUGCUGUAGGCCUCAGUGGGAUUUUCCCCCUUCUUGUCAUUCCCAUCGAAGCUGGAGCAGCCCUCAAAACAGAAGCUGGAAGCCAGAAGCUGAAACAGCUCUUGAGCUUUGCUAUUGGUGGUCUCCUUGGUGAUGUAUUCCUUCACCUCCUUCCUGAGGCGUGGGCGCUCUCUGACUCUUCAGCUAGUAAACACAACCACUACACGAACCAGGGCUUGUGGGUAAUCGUUGGCAUGUUGGCCUUCCUCCUCCUGGAGAAGAUGUUCCCAGACCAAGACAGCCACGAGGAUCCCACUUCAGAUUCAGACCUGAAUUCUAACUCUGCUUCGCAGUCUAUUUCAGCUUUCAGUGGAAAGGCAGUGGCAUCACUCAGAAAUGGGCACCAUGCUGAGUCAUGGAAAUCCUCCACGCAGCAGAGUCUGCAGGAAAGAUCAGAGAAAAUCAAGACAAGUGGAUACCUGAAUCUCCUGGCCAACUGUAUUGACAACUUCACCCAUGGACUGGCAGUAGCAGGAAGUUUCCUGGUUAGCAAAAAGGUUGGGUUCCUCACCACCUUUGCUAUCCUGCUACAUGAAAUCCCCCACGAGGUGGGAGACUUCGCCAUUCUGCUGAGGGCCGGGUUCGACCGGUGGAGCGCCGCCCGCCUGCAGCUGUCCACGGCGCUGGUCGGUGUCCUGGGAGCUUGCUUUGCUCUGUGCGCUCAGUCACCAAAAGGCACAGAAAAUGCCACUUCCUGGAUAUUGCCUUUCACCUCUGGAGGCUUCCUCUACAUAGCCUUGGUGAAUGUGGUGCCUGACCUGCUAGAGGAGUCCAGCUUAAGGCAGUCCAUGCUGCAGAUCCUGCUCAUUUUCUGCGGCAUGGCCGUCAUGGCUGUGCUCUCUGCUAUUGUUGACUGAACAUGGAGGAAACCCACCCCCUCUCGCCUUAACCAAACACUAAAACUGAGCUUUCUCCACCAACCCCCUUAUAUCUGGUACCUCUCAUUCCUGGAAACUUUUCAUCACUUUACACUAAAACAAAUAUCUGACAGACGAACGUCACUUUACGGAUGACCGAAAGGAAAAGCUUCUCGAUCUGCUGACAGGACAUUUGUUGUGCGGACACUUUAAAAAUGUGCCAGACAUCAAGGGAAUUAAGAGGGUUUGUAUGGAUGUCUGUUACCAAAUUGUCUUAUAUCGUUGAUCCGACAAUCACGUUGUUUUGCACAUACAUUUACACAGGUACACCUGAUCUACCAGCUCAACACGAACAGGUAUUAUUGGACCGCUACAUUCUUUAAAAUGUGUUCAAACCAAAAUUGUUUAAACAUUGUAUGUAUUGUUACUGUUUCGGAUGUAGCUGCUGCGUAUUUAUUGAAAAUUAGACAAGCAACAUAUAGUUUUAUCAGACGUGCACCACCACCACUCCAUCAUUUUGUUUGUUUUUGUUAAGAAAUAAGUGCCAAGAAAUCAGGAUGGUCUGUUACAGUAGUGUCAGGUCUGCACCAAAGUACAGUAUUUUUUUCUGUUUUGUAUCUUUCACACACAAUACAGUCUGCACCUUUUGAUCUCUGCUUGAAUAAAUAAUUGUGAUAAAGUUGAAAUUAA
Molecule: messenger RNA, 2205 nt
Organism: Sebastes umbrosus (honeycomb rockfish)
Lineage: Eukaryota; Metazoa; Chordata; Actinopteri; Perciformes; Sebastidae
Gene: slc39a13
Product: solute carrier family 39 member 13
Exons: 10
Coding region: 364-1515 (383 amino acids)
Biological process (GO): zinc ion transmembrane transport; intracellular zinc ion homeostasis
Cellular component (GO): membrane
Molecular function (GO): zinc ion transmembrane transporter activity
Source: RefSeq, a predicted model, not a curated record